Messenger RNA from Physella acuta, 2604 nucleotides. RefSeq lists its product as uncharacterized. The record is from RefSeq and is a predicted model, not a curated record. NCBI's taxonomy places the organism in Eukaryota, Metazoa, Mollusca, Gastropoda, Physidae.
UUUAACAGCCGUGUGAACCAACUGCGAUCGAUGCCACAGACUUCCUGCACCAGCUCUGACAGAGUUUCCUUCCUGGCAAUUAGCCGCCAUUAACGGAUGAUGUUCCAGACGUGUGCAAGUUGGUAGACGUCUGCUAUCUGUAGAUUUAGACGUGUGCAAAUUGGUAGACGUCUGCUAUCCGUGGAAUUAGAUGUGCAUAAGUUGGUAGACUUGUUCUAGAAAAUUCUGUUUUCAUUCAGCCUCAGACAAAAUGACCGAGUUCGAUGCCGACCUGGAAGAGAUCGUCAGGACGUAUGACCGGAGCAAGAUGGAGCCGAACCUGAGGUCACUGGUCGACCUAGAUAACCCAGUCAUCAACUGGAAGUGGAUGACUGUGGAUUAUGGUGAGACAGAGUACGAGAAAAAGGAACUGGCAGGCACAGCCACCGCCCACGUGCUCUUCUCCGCCAAGUUCGCCAACGACACCCCCACCCCCCAGACCUACACCCUGCGGACCGAGCGCCGCACUAAGUCCACCUGUCAGGUGACCUUCACCAAGACCUUCACCUACGGGGCCGAGGUCAGACUGAGGAUUGGCCCUCCCCUGCCCGUGAUUGAGGCGAAUGCCGGGUUCAAGGCCGACUUCUCCAACACAAACGGGUUGACCAGGGUGACGGAGCACGAGCUGUCCUGGGGCAUCGACACGGAGGUCAUGGUGCCCUCUGGUCAGCAGACGACAGCAGAGCUGGUCAUCAAGGAGGACGACUACAACAGCAAGUUCAGCAUGCUGGCGACCUUCGGGGGGCACAUAUUGAUCAGCUACCACAACAAGAAAAGCAAAGAGCACGUGACCACGAGCACCCGUAGCGUCAAGAACUUCUUCAAAAGCCCGCCUUUUGGCAGGGACGAGAGCGACAGGCCGACCUACCUGGUGCAAGGGGUCUGCAAGUGCAGGUGUGGCAUCGAGCAGUUCGUCAAGCUCACCCAGACACCGCUCACACAGGACUCGGGCUGACGUCAUCCAGGUCACACGGCCCAGUCUGACGUCAUGACUGACUUUGGUUGAGCAACAAUUUGAACAACUAUUUGUGAAGUUAGUGGAAAGACAAAUGUUCAAAAAUUGGAUUCGUUUUGUUCAGUUAACAGUCGGGAACGAGCUAGUCGAAGUAAGGUACAUAACUCAGUUAAACAGGUAAAGCAUAUAUUAAAAUGCGUUGCCUCCCCUGAUUACAUUUUGCGUUUCCUUUGGCACCUAACUGAAAUAAGGUACACAACUCAGUUAAACAGGUGAAGUGUUUCUUAAAAAUGUGUUGCCUCCCCUUUUUUAAAUUUUUAUUUUCUGUACUUGUUCAUUGUCUCAUUACACUUGUAAUGAUUUGUAUCAUAAAAUAAGUGACAUUAUUGUUUAGACUGUAUGAUCUAAAGAAGUGCGGCUAUUUGAAACACAAAUUUUAGGCGUGUGAUAUAAUUGGUGCCCACCUAAGUCCUUCUUACAACUAGUUCUAGUCAAAUUUCUCUUUUUUCAAAUACGGUACUCAUUUUAAAUAAAAUUAUUGUUUAAUUGCGUUCCAAAUGACAAUCAUAUUUAUAAUAAUUUUUAAAAUGAAUAACAGAGGACAGCUUUAAAUUUCAAUACCUGUAUUUGUGCAGGUAGCUUUUCUCAAAGUUCUUGGUCACCUAAAGUGGAGCAGUGUUUUCAGUGUUUGAACUUCUGUCUCUCAUAUUUACGAGUUAUGAGUAGGUUCAACAAAAUAUAAUGUAGAUUUCCAAUGAUUUUCUUUUACACACUUUUAGAAGGAAGGAUUAGUGGAAUUCCUAUCAGUAAACCAAAUGUAAUAUUUCUGAUUGAUUCAGGAAAAAAACUGUAACCCUAAAACAAAUCAAUUUCCAGGGCUUUGAGUUGAAAAAUUAUCAAAAGUGAAAGUAAAGGUAUUGAUUGAAACAUUUUAGCUUUAAAACACAGACAGAAAUGUUAGUUAAAAAACAUCCGGGUAAUGUUACAAUGUAAUAAACAUUUAAUAAAAUGCACAUGGAAAAUAAUUAAAAUAUUGCACAGAUACAGUAGCAGUAUAAAAUUGUAUGACUUAGGUCAGGGGUCAUAGAUAGCACUAAUGAGUAGGGGCGGUUUAUCCUGUUGUAUGGUGGUAGGGGAUAGGGUAUAGUGCUGUAUAGCACUGCCUAUGAUUCUUAUUAUUUUUUCUUUUUACUUAUUGUCCACUAUUUAGAAUGGCAAAUACAUUGACACAGCUGUCUAUACCAUUUGUUUCUUGUUAACUUAUAAUUUAAAGCUGUGUAUAUGGUCUAUAAGGUGGAACUCUAUUAAAAUGUUAUAUAACACUACAUACAUGGUAGGUACAAUACAUCAUAUUUUGAGAUAUAUAUCGUUAAGUGUGUUCAUUAAAAUUGUAAUGGCUUGUUGCUCCUGUAAUUCUUCACUGUGAUUUUAACAGGUUUGAAUAGUAAAAUAUGCUGAAAACCUCACAGUGAAAUGUGUUUUAAACACAGGUAACUCCACCUCACAGUGAAAUGUGUUUUAAACACAGGUAACUCCACCUCACAGUGAAAUGUGUUUUAAACACAGGUAACUCAACCUCACAGUGAAAUGUGUUUUAAACACAGAUAACU